GAUAUCUUUAAUCAUAGAACAAUUUAAAAUCGUGCUUAUAGUCAUGGUUGUAGAUCUUAAACCGUGUUAUAGUUAAUAUACAAUGAUUGUAUAUGAUAAGGAUUUGUCACGUGCAAAAUAAUUAAUAAUUAUUAUUUAUUAAUCAAGUGACAAGUAGUUUAGCAACGGUCCGACACACCGCAUCCUGUAUCAAACCAUGAGCGAUUGUGAAUCGUUAGUGUCGUUCGACUCGGCUCCUAGAAUUCGGAAAAAAGGUAUAGUGUACCUGUCGUCAAUACCGAAGUACAUGAACGUAACUAAACUACGCGAGCUGUUGGGUCAGCAUGGCGAAAUAGGCAGAGUGUUUCUACAGCCGGCUUCCAAUCCGAACCUGAAAAAAAGACCGGCCAAACAUUUCACCGAGGGUUGGAUAGAAUUCGAACGAAAAAAGGUCGCCAAAAUGGUCGCGGAAAUACUCAAUGGCAAGCGAAUAGAUUCCCGAAAGAGUAGCAAAUAUUUCGACAGUGUGUGGAAUUUAAAAUACUUACCCAGAUUCAAAUGGGUCCAUUUAAAUGAACGCUUAGCUUAUGAAAAAGCUGUACGCAAACAUCGUCUACGAGCCGAAGUAUCACAAGUAAAAAGGGAAGCAAAUCACUUCUCCUCUAAUAUCGUUAGAAGUGAAAAGAAUAAAUUAUAUCAACAAUCAAAUGUAAAUUUUAAUGUUCAACAAAGAUUACCAGAAGAAGAAUUUUUACAAAACAAAAACUGUGUAUCAGAUAUGGAAUCAAGAACAGACUUUUUAUCAAAGCUUUUUGAUAGUUAAUAAUUUAAUAGAGAUACAUAAUCAAUAAAUGUAAAUAAAUUUAAUUUAA
Metopolophium dirhodum (rose-grain aphid) is the source of this 851-nucleotide messenger RNA. RefSeq lists its product as uncharacterized. Gene Ontology annotation, biological process: endonucleolytic cleavage to generate mature 5'-end of SSU-rRNA from (SSU-rRNA, 5.8S rRNA, LSU-rRNA); endonucleolytic cleavage in ITS1 to separate SSU-rRNA from 5.8S rRNA and LSU-rRNA from tricistronic rRNA transcript (SSU-rRNA, 5.8S rRNA, LSU-rRNA); endonucleolytic cleavage in 5'-ETS of tricistronic rRNA transcript (SSU-rRNA, 5.8S rRNA, LSU-rRNA). Lineage: Eukaryota; Metazoa; Arthropoda; Insecta; Hemiptera; Aphididae. Gene Ontology annotation, molecular function: RNA binding. The transcript has 4 exons. The record is from RefSeq and is a predicted model, not a curated record. Gene Ontology annotation, cellular component: nucleolus. Bases 197 to 802 code for a protein of 201 amino acids.